Messenger RNA from Juglans microcarpa x Juglans regia, 2395 nucleotides. Its product is annotated as bifunctional 3-dehydroquinate dehydratase/shikimate dehydrogenase, chloroplastic-like. Gene Ontology annotation, molecular function: 3-dehydroquinate dehydratase activity; shikimate 3-dehydrogenase (NADP+) activity. Gene Ontology annotation, biological process: shikimate metabolic process; chorismate biosynthetic process. Bases 121 to 1758 code for a protein of 545 amino acids. NCBI's taxonomy places the organism in Eukaryota, Viridiplantae, Streptophyta, Magnoliopsida, Fagales, Juglandaceae. The record is from RefSeq and is a predicted model, not a curated record. The transcript is spliced from 10 exons.
CUCUCUCUCUAACCCGUCUCUCAGACUAGCGAAGCAGUAGAUCACGAUGAUUCAUAAAUUCAGUCACUCUCGGUACUGUUCUCUUCUACAGCGACAUCGUUGCUAUUAAAGUCACGGGGCAUGACCAAUGGUGAGUGGUUGCUACUGAAAAACUCAGCCCUCCUCUCUCUCUCUCUCUCGCUCUCUCUGACUCACACAUACACAGAAAUGGCAUUCAAGAACAACAUCCUAGUCUGCACACCACUAGAAUGUGAAACUGAGGAAGAAAUGGUGGGUUCCAUGGAGUUAGCCAAGGCAGAAGGUGCAGACCUUGUGGAGCUUUGUGUCGAUUCCAUGUCCUUCUCCCAAAUUUCUGAGGUUAAGAAGCUCAUUCAGCACAGAACUCUCCCUGCCAUUGUCUCUUACAGGCUCAAAUCGUCGAGGACCUCAGGCAAAGGAGACAGCAAGUUUCUCUGCUUGCAAGUACUGAGACUAGCUCUUGAAGUAGAUGUUGAAUUCGUUGAAAUGGACUAUGAGGUAGCAUCGGAUAUUAUUGUCAUGGCUGAGCACUUGUACGGGCGUGUGAAUAGCAGAAUUAUCGUAUCAAGUUAUGUGAACGGCGGGAAACCUUCGACAGAGAAACUGGGUCAUCUGAUUGCAUGCAUGCAAUCUACUGGGGCAGAUGUUAUCAAGCUUGUAAUUGACGUGGAUUAUAUCACUGAUCUAGCACCGGUUUUUGAGAUGCUCACUCGCUGCCAGGUGCCAUUAAUUGUUAUUGCAGCGGGCAGUAGAGGUCUAAUAAGCCAACUAUUGGGUCCUAAAUUUGGUGGUUUUCUAGUCUAUGGAUCUCUGGAAUGCAAAUCAAUACCUGGGUUGCCAACUUUACUCAGCAUUAAACACGUUUACAAGCUUGAACACCUGAACGCAGAUACGAAAGUUUUUGGUCUCAUUUCAAACCCGGUAGGCCAUAGCAAGGGUCCCAUUCUGCACAACCCCGCAUUCAGACACACUGGAUAUAAUGGAAUUUACGUCCCCAUGCUCGUCGAUGAUAUCAAGGAGUUCUUUGAAACCUAUACGGGCACCGACUUCGCAGGUUUCAGUGUUGGAAUCCCACACAAGGAAGCAGCUGUUGGAUGCUGUGAUGAAGUACAUCCAUUGGCUAAGUCCAUAGGAGCUGUGAACACUAUAGUAAGAAGGCCUAUUGAUGGGAAGCUGAUUGGUUAUAAUACAGAUUGUGAGGCUUCUAUCACUGCAAUUGAGGAUGCACUAAGAGAUAGACGACUUCUCAAAGGAGAAGCAUCAGAUACUUCUCCUAUAGCUGGGAAAACUUUUGUUUUGGUUGGAGCAGGGGGUGCAGGAAGAGCACUUGCCUUUGGAGCUAAAAGUAGAGGAGCUAGGGUUGUCAUAUUCAACAGGAGUUAUGAAAGAGCAAAGGCUCUUGCAGAUGCAGUUUCAGGAGAAGCUUUUCCAUAUGAAUGUCUAGAAAGAUUCAGCCCAGAGAAGGACAUGAUCCUUGCCAAUGCUUCUGCAAUAGGAAUGGAACCUAAUUCAGAUCAAACUCCUGUUUCGAAGGACGCCCUGAGAGCAUAUGGACUAGUUUUUGAUGCGGUUUAUACGCCUAGAAAUACACGGCUCUUGCAAGAGGCUGCAGAGAUAGGGGCCACUGUGGUGAGUGGAGUUGAGAUGUUUAUCAGGCAGGCCCUUGGGCAGUUCAGACUGUUCACUGGUGGCUUAGCUCCAGAGGAUUUCAUGCGAAAGCUGGUUCUGGAACAAUUCUGAUUCUUAUACCCAAGCAUGCCGAGAUCAAAUUGGUUGAUGUAAAUUCCUUCAGUUUCAUCUUCGGCACCAAAGUAAUAAAUCUAUGAAUACCUCAGCUUAUAUGGUAUGUUUGAGGUUGUACUACACUUACACCAGCUUGUCAAUGCCGAGAGCCUCUCCCUCCCCCCUGCCUCUGUUGUAAAAUAGAAUGCCAGUACGAGGCUUGUAAGAUUAUAGAUAGGUAUGUGUUUGGUUGAGUCUAGCUAUGUGUUUGGUGGAGUUAGCAAGGUGGUCCGAGAUUACUGUGUCACUUUGACUGAGCAACAAUUGCUUCAAAGAGAGUUCAGUCAGGUUCCUUGAAAAUUCUCUCAUCCUUGUGCAAGAAGGAUUAUCCCCUGUUUUUUCUUUGCUGAGAACAAGAAGGGAUUCCCCCGUUCAAUGUUUAGUACAGUCCGAGUGUGGAAUGAUCACAAAUGUACAUGCAUAUGAUAUUCCCCUACAGCUUAAUCCAUACAUUUUCUGUGAACCCAAGCAGAUCACCAACUCAACCUCCACAUUUCAUACGAGUCACUUUAUGAAACCCAUACAAAUACCAUGAACAUCAGAACAUCUAGCCUCAUUGUGAGAGGAUCGAGUAAUGUUAAAUAUAGUCAUUGGU